Molecule: messenger RNA, 2253 nt
Organism: Lactuca sativa (garden lettuce)
Lineage: Eukaryota; Viridiplantae; Streptophyta; Magnoliopsida; Asterales; Asteraceae
Product: protein ENHANCED DISEASE RESISTANCE 2
Molecular function (GO): lipid binding
Source: RefSeq, a predicted model, not a curated record
GAUCAGACUGUGAACGACAACUCUGCAGAAAACAGAGUUGCUCUGUUUUUCAACAACUUGAAAAUUCAGACACACACGACUACUCCAUCUCAUGGAUGGGUCAUCGAAAGAUGAUGAAAUCAGAAUCAUGGAAGGUUGGCUGUAUCGCAUUCGCUCCAACAAAUUCGGAUUUCAAUACUCGAGGAAACGAUACUACGUUCUUCAAAAUCACCUUCUGAAAAGCUUCACUUCUGUCCCAAUUUCCAUCCAUAAUGAUCCUGUUAGAACUGCCUUUGUAAAUUCCUGUAGUUGUGUAAUGGAGAGUGGGAAAAAGAGCAUUCGAGGAAAGGUUUUCUUUAUUUUCACUCUUUGUGGAAUUUCUAGCAAUGGGGUUAGUGUUAAGUUAGGAGCAAGAAACCCUGAAGAAGCUGCAAAAUGGGUUGAAGCCUUUCAGAAAGUAUCUCUAAAGAUGACCCAAAAUCCUCUCUCUUUAGUCUCAAUUAAAGAUCAUAAAGCAGCUGACGUGGCAUCUUACUGGACAAUCUUUGGUUGUCACAAUGGUCUCAGACUAUUUAAAGAAACAAGAAACGAAUAUGAUCAAAAUAAAGUUGUUCAUCCCGCAAUAGCUGCCAUGAGUGUGAUUGAUGGAGCUCCAGAAGUUGUAUUCCAAAUACUUAUGUCUCUUGGUUCUACAAGAUUAGAGUGGGACUUUUAUUUGAAGAAGGGUAGUGUGAUUGAAAGUAUAGAUGGUCAAACUGAUAUUAUUCAUAAGCAUUUGAAUGGUGAUUGGUUACCUUGGGGGAUGAAACCAAGAGAUUUAUUGUUGCAAAGAUAUUGGAGUAGGGAGGAGGAUGGAACAUAUGUUAUCCUUUAUCAUUCUGUACUUCACAAAAAGUGUCCCCCUCAAAAAGGCUACGUCCGUGCAUGCCUUAAAAGUGGAGGAUACGUAAUAUCACCUAUUGAUCAUCAACAUAAACAAUCAGUAGUCAGACACAUGCUUGAUAUUGACUGGAAACUUUGGAGAUCUUAUAAAUAUUUACAAAAAUCUCAAUCUCUUUCAGUUCACAUGCUUGGAAGACUUGCUGCUUUGAGGGAAUUCUUCAAAACAAACAUAUCGAGUUACUUAUCUGAAAGAAAGGAUUUAAAGAACGAAAACGAAGAUUUAUUUUUAGAAAUGGAGGAUGAAGAAUCAGAAUUAUCAGAUGAAUUCUUUGAUUUUCCAGAACCUUUUGACGAUGAUCAAUUAGAAAGUAAGGAAAUGGUAGCUCGAGAAGAUGGGUUUUUAUGUAAUUACAAAUUUACCCUUCCAAAAGAUGAAAAUGGUGAUCUACCAAACAGUUGGUCAGUUCCAGAACCUUCGUUGUUUCAAAUACGUGGUGAAACUUACUUCAAAGACCAUAAGAAGAUUCAUGCAAAAACCACGUUGAUGCAAACUAUUGCUGUGGAUUGGUUGAGAUCAGAUAAACGGGAAGAUAAUCUUGCUGCCCGAUCGGGCAGCAUUGUUCAGAAAUUUGCAGCCCGUGGCUGCCCGGAAUUUUUCUUCAUUGUUAACUUUCAGAUUCCAGGUUCAACAACUUAUAAUAUUGCUUGUUACUAUAUGACAAAUACUCCUCUCAAAGAUUUGCCAUUACUAAAGAAAUUUGUAGAAGGAGAUGAUGCAUUUAGGAAUUCAAGAUUUAAGCUCUUACCUCAUGUAACUAAGGGGCCAUGGAUUGUGAAGCAAAGUGCUAGUAGAGCCAGUCUCGUGGGCCAGUUGCUUAAAGUUAACUACAUACGUGGGAAUAACUACAUCGAGGCUGAUAUUGAUGUUGGAUCAUCUACACUUGCAAGGGGGGUUGCUAGCACUUGUCUGAGUUAUUUUAGUAGUUUGAUAUCUGAAACUGCGUUUGUGAUACAGGCAAAUACACAAGAUGAGCUUCCGGAACAUCUUUAUGGUGCAUCUAGACUAAACUAUCUUGAUGUUUCAAAAGCUUUCUGGGCAAAUCCUUGAUCUAAAUGCUUACCUAUUGUAAUUAAACAAUUACAAUAUGGAUUUUCAUCAUUGCAUUGGAAUUUGAAAUCCAAAUUGGAAACUGGUAAAUUGCAUAUAGAGUAAAUAGGUAUAUGAUUGUGAUCAAUUCUGUGAAGAUUUGAAAUGGUAAUUCAACUUUGUGUUUUUGUAACACUUUGACUUGUAUCACUUAAAGGUUUUCUUAAAAGAGAAAACCAUGGAUAUAAGUGUGGACUUCUUCGGUAUUCUUAUUUCACCUUUAAUAAAGUCUCUCUCUCUCUCUC